UUUUGAUCUGAUCAAUCCAAGAAGGCGAAGAAGAAGAGCAGCAGCCUGCAAUAUGCAUUCCGCGGAGGCCGACGAUUUCGAUGAGUACGAUCCGACCCCAUACGACGGUGGCUACGAUCUAGCCCGUACCUUCGGCCGUCCUCUCCCUCCCGACGAGGAGAUCUGCUACCCGAUCGAAUCCCCCUCGUCCUCUUCGUAUGACGGUUCUUAUUCCACCUUCAAGUACGGAUCCUCAACUUCUCCGUCGCCCUAUCAGUCUGAUACUACAGGCGAUCAGGGGUCUCAUUACCAGACGUCCCAGUACCAAUCCACGGACGAUCCCUAUUCCGGUGGCAGGAAGCCUUCUGGCUAUGGGGAAGGUCAAGGAUCUGGUUACGGAGGCUAUCGUCCGAAACCGGAUCCUUCUUAUGGUGAGGACCACGGAUCUGGUUAUGGCGGACAUCGUCCGAAGCCCAAGCCUUCGUACGGUGAGGAGGAGGGAUCUGAUUCGGGUGGGUACCGCCCGAGGCCGGAGCCCGCCUACGGCUUCCAACCUGCCGCUGAAGAGGGUUAUGGUGAAUAUGGCCGGCGACCCAAGCCCCAGCCAGCUUAUGGUUAUGGCAAAGAAACGAACCAAGAGGAAGGGUAUGGGGACUAUGGACGGCCAAAGCCUCAGCCGGCGUACGGUUUCCAACCGGAGUCCGGCUUCGGCGGGAGAGUGGAGCACGAGGGCUAUGGAUAUGAAGCGCCUCCGCCACGUCCGUCUUACGGCUUCGAGCAACAGGAACAAGGAUUUGGUUACGGAAGGCCGGAGAGGAGCGAGUUUGGUUCAGAGCAAGGCGGACGCCGGCCACCGCCUAGAUCCCAUGAGGAAGAGGAAGGAGUAGGAAGAUAUGGUGGUGGUGAGUUCGGAUACGGUAGGAGCGAGGAGAGGCCUUCUUACCAUCGUGCUGAUCAAGAUGAAGAAGGGUACAACCGCCCCAAAUAUGGACACAAUGAUGACGAUGAUGGUGAAAAGAAGCGCCAUCACCACCAUCACCGCAGGCAUGACUACGAGUGAAAGGAUCGACCAUGUCCACUGCAAUCAAUUUGCAGAUCUAUAUCCUAAUAUCUGCUGGAAGACCCUACUGUUUUUAUGGUGUGUUUCUUGUGGACCCUGUUCUAUCAUCAUGCGGUCGACAAGUACGAGUGAAUAAACUCUCUGUGGCGUGCUGAAUAAAUUCCUGAACAUUGCAAUAUGUGGCAGGGAAGUCUGGAAUUUGCUUUGUUAUGUA
This is a messenger RNA of Nymphaea colorata (pocket water lily), 1253 nucleotides long. RefSeq lists its product as uncharacterized. Bases 53 to 1039 code for a protein of 328 amino acids. NCBI's taxonomy places the organism in Eukaryota, Viridiplantae, Streptophyta, Magnoliopsida, Nymphaeales, Nymphaeaceae. The record is from RefSeq and is a predicted model, not a curated record. The transcript has 2 exons. Gene Ontology annotation, molecular function: phosphatidic acid binding.